Molecule: messenger RNA, 1092 nt
Organism: Mollisia scopiformis
Lineage: Eukaryota; Fungi; Ascomycota; Leotiomycetes; Helotiales; Mollisiaceae
Product: NAD(P)-binding protein
Exons: 2
Coding region: 91-1092 (333 amino acids)
Source: RefSeq, a predicted model, not a curated record
GGGAGCUGAAUUGAUCUCCCUAGUUCCGUCUCUCUUCUUUUCCAGUCUCCGCCUCAAUUCGACUUCGAGCGUCUCCACCAAGCCUUCAGUAUGGCUGCAACAUGGACCGACAUGUGUCCUCCCUCGCCUCAAUUCACAGAGGCCAACAUGAGCGACCAAUUUGGCCGCGUCUUUCUCGUCACGGGCGGUACCUCAGGGAUCGGUUACGAAACAGCAAAGACUCUCUAUCACCUCAACGGCACGAUCUACAUCACAUCUCGCUCCGAAUCCUCAGCUCUAAAAGCCGUCGAAUCUAUCAAGUCCUCGCUUCCUCAUUCGUCACAAGUCAUAAAGCCCGGACGAGGAUCAAUAUCCUACCUCCAACUCAAUCCUUCCGAUCUUCGCAGCAUCAAAUCUUCUGCUAACGAGCUUCUGAAGAAAGAAAAAAGACUGGACGUCAUAAUCCACAACGCGGACGUCAUGCUACCCGCAGACCCGAAACAGAAAACAGAACAAGGAUACCACCAACUCGGCAUCAAUGUCCUCGCGCCAUUCAUACUUCAGCACUACCUUACUCCACUCCUCCUCUCUACCGCUUCGCUUCUAGACGCAAAGGCUUUCUCAACAAGAGUCAUCUGGGUUUCUUCCUCCGGGCAUAGAGCAUCGCCAGCUCCGGACGGAGUUGCGUGGGAUAAUGUAAAUCUUGAGGGGACAGAUAAGAAAGCUAUGAAUGUCAUGCUCGCGUAUGAAUUUGCUCGGCGAUUUCAAGACAAUGGCAAUAGGAUCCUGAGUUUGAGUCUCCAUCCUGGAGCGUUGAAAACAGGUCUGCAGGGUAAUUUACCCCGGUGGUUCUACGCGAUUUUUGGGAGGCUGAGAUAUGAGACUAGAAUGGGCGCAUUGACCGAGUGUUGGGCUGCGAUUAGAGAGAUCGAUAUUGGAAAUGGCGAGGCGGGGUUGUUGGGAAAUAAAACGAGAGGAGAGAAUGGUGGCUAUGUGGUUCCAUGGGGAAGGUGGGGCGAGGGACAUGAAGGUGUGAUGAAUGGAUUGAUAGAGAAAGGCACGGGUGAAAGAUUAUGGGGUCUUUUGGAGGCAAUUCUGAUGGAGUAUAUGUGA